GAAGUCGGGCUCCCGCCUGGAUGGGAGGCGGGAGGGAGUCCCGCUCCUGUUGUUUUCCGCGAGCGGGAGUGGGUGGCGGGCGCAGAGGGCGGGGUGCGCCCUCCCACCCCGGGCCGGGCGCUCCGGAGACAGAAUCGCGCCGGGAGUCCGGCGCGGCUCCCACCCGCGGACCUCGGGCUCAGCCCAAGCAUCCUUCCUGGGGGCUGCGGAGAGUCGGGCUCCUCUGUCGUUCCGACGACCUGGGAGGAGCGCUCAGUACCCCAGGGGCCGGGGCCCUGGGGAGGGGAGGGGCGCACGCCCACCCAGCCGGAGCCUGCGUUUCCUGAGGAGCCCCUGCCGGCGUCUGGGGUGAGAUGGCCGCGGGCGUCCGGGCGUCCCCGCCGCAGGUCCUUGUCUGCCUCGGGGUGCUGCUGGCCCGCUGGGUCGCCGCAGGUUUGGAGGCUCUGGUCAUUGGGCAGGUUCACGAGAACAUUACUCUGCACUGUGGCAACGUCUCGGGACCAAGGGGCCCGGUAACCUGGUACCGGGAUGACUCGGAGCCUGUCUUCCUCCUGUCCUACAAUUCCAGCUUCCCGCCGGCUGAGCCGCGCUUCUCUCUGGCAGAUGCCAGCUCGCUGCACAUCACCGCGCUGAGGCCGCGGGAUGAGGGCAACUACACCUGCCGGGAGGUCCUGAACGAGACCCGGCGGUUCCGAGUGUGGCUGCAGGUGGCUGGCGGCCCCUGUGAGGUUGAGGUCAAUAUCUCCAGCACCGGCAAGCUCCCCAAUGGCACCGUCUAUGCGGCCAAGGGCUCCCAGGUGGACUUCAGCUGCAGCAGUAGCUCCUGGCCUCCCCCAAUGGUUGAAUGGCAGUUUCGGGCCCCAGAUUCCAGCACCGAGCCCUUUGGAAACAACCUGACAGUCAGCUACUUCACUCUGCUGCUGAUGUCACAAAACCUCCAAGGAAACUACACCUGUUUGGCCACGAACAUGCGCACUGGGAGACGGCGAAAGGUGACCACCGAGCUCCUGGUCUACUUCCCCCCUCCAUCAGCCCCUCAGUGCCGGGCAGAGAUGUCACAAGGAUCACUCAUGCUGCAGCUCACCUGUCGCUGGGACGGGGGAUACCCAGACCCGGACUUCCUGUGGACAGAAGAGCCAGGAGGUGUGGUCGUGGGGACGUCAAAGCUGGGGGUGGAGAUGCUGAACCAGUCCCAGCUGUCAGAUGGCAAGAAGUUCAAGUGUGUUGGGAGCCACAUAGUGGGGCCGGAGCUGGGAGCCAGCUGUGCGGUACAGAUCAGGAGCCCCUCCCUUCUCUCUGAGCCCAUGAGGACUUGCUUCGUGGGGGGCAAUGUGACGCUCACCUGCCAAGUGACUGGAGCCUACCCCCCUGCCAAGAUCCUGUGGCUGAGGAACCUCACCCAGCCUGAGGUGGUCCUCCAGCCCAAUGGCCACUAUCUCAUCACGCAGAAUGGCCAGAUCUCCAGUCUCACCAUCCUCAACUGCUCCCAGGCCCUGGAUGAGGGCUACUAUGUCUGUCAGGCUGAGAACCCUGUGGGGGUGCGGCAGGUGGACAUCUGGCUGACCGUGAAAGAACCUUUAAAUAUCGGGGGACUUGUGGGCACCAUCAUGAGCCUCCUGCUGCUGGGACUGGCUAUCAUCUCAGGGCUUAUGUUAUAUUACAACCCCGUGUUCUGCUGGAAAGUAGGAAGCACUUUCAGGGGACAAGACAUGGGGGAUGUCAUGGUUUUGGUGGAUUCAGAAGAAGAGGAGGAGGUAGAGGAGGAAGAUGCCGCUGAAGAGGAGGAAGAAGAGGAAGAAGCAAAUGAGAGAGAGGUAUCGCCAGAAGAAAUCCGUAAGCAUGGCCACGUUCACAGAGUGACUGCCCUGGUGAAUGGGAAUGUCGACUGGAUGGGCAGUGGGCUCCAGGCUCUGCAAGACGACAGCAGUGAGGAGCAGAGUGACAUCGUUCAAGAAGAAGACAGGCCAGUUUGAAGAAAGAGAACUAUCCUCCGUUAUCCCAUCUUAAAAGCCUGGAAAGCUACGUUGAAGAUGAGCUUUUCAUCCUGCUUUGACUUGACUUGCACCCCUGCCUGAGGGCUGAAAAUGGUUUGGGACACUCAGCAAAAAAAGAAAAACACACACACAGAUUCCCUUCUCCACCCCACCCCUUUUUUUUUCUAAAUUGGUUUGAUUUGCUGUUAAGUUUUCUCAUUGAUGUUAAAACGUGUUGGGAACAGGCAGCGCGUGGCGGGGAAAGGUGCAUUUGGCAUCUGAGGUGCCCCCUUCACUGUGACUCUGGCUUGAUCCAGGUUGACUGAUGCUGAUUUGGAGGGGACAAGAGUGGGGGGAAGCACCUGGCCUCCAUGCACAGUGCUCCCAGUACACUCUUAGAGGUCCGUGACCAGCUUGCCCCAUACACACAAGGGAAUAGUGUGGGGGUGAUAGGGACACCUCCUUUAUCACUGCCCGGAAAGCCAGGCAGACGUCACCUCCCUGGAAAAGGUGAGGAGGUGUCCGAUACUGAUGGGGAGUCAAAGGGAGGCAGUUUGGCUCAGGUUUUGGGGUUGUAAACACCUAGGCUUGAACGUGGGCCCUGCUCCUUACUGGUUUCCUGGCCUUGGGCACGUUGCUUUCCUCUGCCGGGGCCUCAGUUUCCUCAUCUGUAAAAUAGGUGAAAUCAUACCUGCCUUACAGGGUAUGGUGGGGACUAAAUGAGGUAUUGUGGAGGGGAAAGUGCUAUCCAGCACGUGUUCAGUAGAUGUUCUUUAUCCUCUCCUCUGCCUUUCCAAGUGGAAGAAACUAUGUCAUCUGUAAGUUACAGGCUGCUGCCUGGGCCUCUCCUUCUUUGUAAAAUGGUUUCAGAGGAAGCAUUACCAGGGCUCUCCUGACGCUAUUUGCUUCCCUGGAGGUGUAAUUCUUUUCAAAAGAGGUAGGGGCCCCUAAGAGGAAGUGCCUUUCAUUAGAACCUCUCAUUUUGCAGAGCUUCAUAUUGAUACAAAAGCCUCUUGGGUGACUCCCUAGUAGCUUGCAGAUUUUCCCAUUCUCCCCUUUCUCCUGUGGCUUUGAAAGAAGGCAGGAGAAAUGUUUUGCAAUGGAGUACCUGGUGAUAAGUACUCCUUGGGCAGACUAGUUCCUCUGGCCUCCAUUUCUCAAUCUUGGAAAUGGGGACGGGAAAACUUGUUUCCUUCCUCCUACUUAAGGAGAGUAUGAGGAUGCAUUGAUCAACAAUGUAAAGUUUUGAAUGAAAUAACAUCUGAUGAGUUUAAGCUGCUGUUUCCAGAUCCCUGUACAGCCCAGAGAUUGUUCGUCUCUGAUUUCGUCCAAAUCUCUUAUAUGUCAGAGACCUAAUAAGGGUGCAAAAGAUGUGGGCUAAACAUGAAAAUCUGACUUGAGUUUGCACUCUUUAAUGUUCAUAUCCCACUUGCUGGGCAAGAGCUAAGGCUUAAGGGAGAGCUUCCUUUCUCCAAAUAACAGGGACUGGGACUCCGGUUAAGAUGAGAAGCUGGUUGUCUGCAGCGUUCCCCUGUGGACUGCUGACAACCCACCAUGGAAGAUACACCAAAAGUCAGAAAAUCAUCCUUGCCAGGUAAAAUUUAUUGUGAUGCAGUAAGUGCCAACUGGUAAUUCUCACCGUGGGACUGACCAGGAACUGCUGCGAAGAAAAAGGUGUCACGGGGAGGAGUCUAAUUUUCUUGGACGAAAAGACUGAACUGAGCAAAUGACUAGGAGUGAACCCCAUCCCCAGCUGAGAGCCCUGUGGAUCGCAGAGGCUGGCUGCAGGUUCUUACCCCCAGCUAAUCUGGGGUGUAUAGCAAACUGCAGUUCUUAUGUGCUGGGGCUUCUGCCGCCCAGCACUUCCUGGAUGUCGCCACUCUGGACAGCCCAAGUCACUGUUUCAGAACAGGAGACUUGAGUUGCUUCUAAAUCACUGAACUCUGAGUCUGUCUCCCUUUAGAAUCUUCCACGAUUAAAUUCCUGACUUUGAGGGUUCACUCUGCAGAGGCAACCACAUUAAAAAAAGAAAAAAAAAACAGGAAAAAAAUUCCUAGCUAGGAACGCAGAGAAUGAUUUGCAAGAUCACUGAGACGCUUUGCAGAACUUCUUCUCUUGCACACGCACCUGAUGAUAGGAAAUCUUUGGGGCAAGGGUUUUCCGCUAGCAAUUGGGGGCUUCGAGGUCUUGUUGCCAAACGCUCUACACCCUAGAUUAGCUGAGUCACGACUUCAGUCACUCAUAUCUGAGCCCUGGGUCAGUUGAGAGCACAGGUAUCGGCAGCCUUCAAGUUUUAAAGGAUUGUUAAAGAAUUAGGUCUUUCUUUUAUUUUAAGAUGACUCAUCCCUAAAACUACAAGCAUGAGACAGUGGGUUACAAACUCUCUGUGGCAAAGUCCAGGUUGUUACAUUGUGCUGUUACACAAUCGUAUCGGAAGGUAUUCUGAACUCCAAGAUCCACUUACCAGAACCAGGAAGAUAAAUACUGAACGGCUAUCACAACUGACAUUUCAGAAGGAGACACUGGGGAAGGGCUCAGGCAAUCCUGUGGCUUUGAUAUUCUAAUUCUCACAAGCACAUAUAGGCCCUAAGACUGCAGACAACCCACCAUGGAAGAUACACCAAAAGUCAGAAAAUCAUCCUUGCCCCGUAAAAUUUAUUGUGAUGCAGUAAGUGCCAACUGGUAAUUCUCACCGUGGGACUGACCAGGAACUGCUGCGAAGAAAAAUUAGAUCCCUCUGCAUUAUCUACAUGUUAAUAUUUGGUGUGCUGUGGGAGGGGUGGGGACAGAGAAAUUUAUUCUGAGGUUAUAAUAUGAAUUUUUAAAAGAUUAUGGAAUAAAGUUAUUUUUAAAUAAA
This is a messenger RNA of Mirounga angustirostris (Northern elephant seal), 4830 nucleotides long. RefSeq names its product V-set and immunoglobulin domain containing 10 (gene VSIG10). Gene Ontology annotation, molecular function: cell adhesion molecule binding. NCBI's taxonomy places the organism in Eukaryota, Metazoa, Chordata, Mammalia, Carnivora, Phocidae. Gene Ontology annotation, biological process: cell-cell adhesion. The record is from RefSeq and is a predicted model, not a curated record. Gene Ontology annotation, cellular component: cell-cell junction; plasma membrane; neuron projection. The transcript is spliced from 9 exons. Bases 354 to 1973 code for a protein of 539 amino acids.